AAAACCAACCUAGACGCUGUUGACUGUCAAAAUUAUUUAAAAAUAUUGUUUAUAUUUUGAAAUUGAAAGUAUUUUUGUUUUCCUGAGUACCUUACCUCUACAAAUACGUUUGAUCAACGGCUUUGGACUGUACAUCGAUUGAGAAUUGUUUCUGCAAUUGAUAAAAAAGUGGAUUUAAAGCUUUCUUCGAAAUUGGCCCAAGAAGCAUAAUUAUCAUACUCGUAUAAAUAUCAUCAGUCGAAAAAAAUGUGAUGCGCCUCUACAUAACAAGAUCCAUACCAGGCCUAGGGUUCAAAAACUGUCUACCUCAUGCACAGACGUGAAAGGAACAACACUACGGGUAGCAGGUGGUUAUGUGAGCUUUUUGAAUAAGCUCUUCAGUUGCUUGAGAAAAUUAUACACGAUAGCCAAAAAUGGAUUCAAACAUCGAAAAUUUCAUCGAGGAACUCAAGAUAAGGUUCAAGAAUCAGGAAUCACAAUUGGAUCCUGUUGAAAUCGAGAAACGUUUAAGGGAAUUCAAAACAGAACUUUAUAUUAAAAGGGAUGAAGUAAAAAAAUUGCGGAAUGAUUUGGAGUCGGCCACAUUAGAAAUCAAUGAACACAAAAAGGCAUUGAACACGUUGAAUAGAUCUAACGACGAAAACGCUUUCAACAAUAAUAUUUUAUCGAAAAAAUACGGUAGUAUGAUGAAUGAACUAAUGGAGAAAAGGGAUUCAUACAUGAAACUACAAAUGCAACACAAAAUGACGGUGGCAGAAAAUGAAAUUCUAAAAGAGAAACUGCAAGAAAACGAAACGGAAAAAUGUGAACUCGCUAGGAAAGUUGAAUCUUUUGAAGCAAAACAGAGACAUGAUUUCAUUUAUCACAAGGAAAUUUUGAAGCAGCAUUCAAAUUCAAAAGUUUUCAUGGAAGAAAUCAAUGACAUGGUAACAAAACUCAAGGUUGAUCAUGCUGAAGCUGUUGAACUGGCCACAAAAUCCAAAUUGGCAGAAGAAGCUACAGAAAAGCUUCAGUUCAUUUCAAAAAAUUAUGAAAAACUGAAAGCUGAAAAAGAUGCUCUGGAAGAGCUAUAUAUCAAAACUAACGCUAAAUGUGAAACUCUUGAGCAGUUGAUGAGCACCAGAAGUGAAAUUCAUGAACCUAAUCUAGUGACUAAAUUAAUUUACUAUUAUUGGAAAUCAGAUAAAGCUCAAUUCCUAGAGGAAAAAACAGAGAAGAGUAAGAUACUACUUCAACUCACUGAAUCCUAUGCCUCAGAGAAAACUGCAAAUAUAAAACUGAUCUAUAGAAAUGAAGAACUUAGUGAUUCAAUAAAGGAUUUGGUAGAGGCACAAGCAAAAAUAGUCGGAGAUCUGAAUCGUAAAAUUGAAGACUUGAAAAGGCAAUUAAACCAGUUUCAGGGUACCGAGACUAACGAAAAUGAAGUUAAGAAUGAACCAAUAGAAAUUCAGGAUUAAUUUAGUUUGAUGAACAUGUUAAAUGAUUGAAUUACUCUUUUGUGGCAUUCAAAUAAGUUUGCCUAAUUGCUGUGAAUACGUUUUUAUGUAAAAUUCGAACAAUUAAAUGAUUUU
Molecule: messenger RNA, 1571 nt
Organism: Phaedon cochleariae (mustard beetle)
Lineage: Eukaryota; Metazoa; Arthropoda; Insecta; Coleoptera; Chrysomelidae
Source: the annotation of a GenBank genome assembly